UGCUCGCUUCCGUAAAUAUUUGGCGGGAGAUGUAAGAUGUAAGACAGGAAGUUGUACUUGUUUUUGCUGUUUGAUUAAUAAAACAACAACAAAAGAGCAACACUCCUAUUCUAAGAAUGGAUGAGCACAGUUCCGUGCAAACAGUGGACUGGAAGAAGACUAAGGAGGCGGCGGCAAACUUCCGACGGUUGCUACUUUGUUCCAAAUGUUCAGAUUUGAUGAAGGAACCUGUUUGCUUAGGUUUAUGUGAGCAUAUGCUGUGCAGGUCCUGUGCUGGGCCACGUGCAGGAGAUGGCUGUGUGGUAUGUCACAGCCCUGCCUGGGUGAAGGACAUCCAAAUCAACAGGCAGCUCAGCAGCAUCAUAGAACUCUUCUGUGGCUUAGAGUCCCUGCUCACUCCUAUUAAAAAUCCAGACUCAUCUGUGGCUGAGAUUCAGCCUGAUGGCCCUGUACCUAAAAACAACAAGAAGAAUUUUAAAAUCUGGUUCAGUCCCCGCAGCCGCAAGGUACGCUGCACAGUCGAAAAGGCUGCAGAGAUCACCGUACCGGACAACAGGUCUCCUGGAGAAACAUCUGCAGCACAGCAAGACACCCUCACUGCUCAAUGCCAGGACCUGUCAGUUUUCAAUUUCACUUCGUCCUCCCAAGACUCCGGCUCCUCUUCUUCUCAAAGAUGCAACGGUGAAACAAAAAACGACAGGAAGAAGAGGUCAACUAAGAAAAAUGCUACCAGCAGGAAUGUGCCGGUGCAAGGAGCCACCAGAACCACACGAAAACAGACGAAGCAAAAUCUGAAGAAGAAAAGGUUGGAAGCCAUAAACCAGCAAUGGGGCAUCUCAGAAGAGGCUCAUCUCUCUGAAAAUGAGCAGGUGUGUGCUGAUGGAGCAAGAAGGUCCAGUAAAAGGGUUUCAUUCCUAAGCCCUGUUGUCACUUCUGAUGGGCCUCAGCCUGAGAUGGCACAGCGGAGCACUGAUAAACUCAGUCCUGCCAGGAGCACGGUGAGAGAGAGUCUCUCACAAGGCAGCGAGACUGUACUGAAUUGCCAAACUGAACUUGUUCAACCCUUGCCGGAAAGUUCCUUUCAGCAUGACCAGCUGUCUGCAGAUGUACCCAAACCAAAUGAUAACCCCAAAAAUCACAAGAACGUGUCUCCUUCCGAGCAUUCCUCAAAAAGAUCUAGGACCGAAGACAGAAACAGCACUUUGGACAACACUCCAAAAAGACCAAGACCUUCUCCAGGCAGAAGGGGGAGAAAAUCAUUGAGUCCGAUCUCUCCAGUUGUGCUAAAUCCUCCAUCUCUGACUACCCCUAAGAGCACCAAAAAGUCCAGAAAAGAGGGCAGAGACAGCCCCUCUGUUCAAGCCAGCCCCUCCACAGAAAGUUACAGGAGAUCUUCCUGUUUUAAUGGUGCAUCUGUUGGACGGUCCAGUCCAGGAAGCCCUGCAGUUAUGAAGAGGAACCACAAGGGAGAGACCCUGCUUCAUCUAGCUGCAAUCAAGGGAGAUGUAGAGGCUGUCAAGGAUCUUCUGGAUCAGGGGGCUGACCCCAAUCUAAAAGAUAAUGCGGGGUGGACACCUCUGCAUGAAGCAUGUAACCUGGGUCAUCUGGCAGUUGUGGAACUACUGGUCUCAAUGGGAGCCCUCUUGAACACGCCUGGGUAUGAGAACGACUCCCCACUACACGAUGCUGUCAGGAAUGGACAUUCAUCUAUUGUAAAGCUACUAUUGCAGCUUGGCGCCUCACAGAACGUAUUAAAUCUGUAUGGAAAGCGGCCUGCAGAUUAUGCAGCGAGUCUGGAGAUGCUGGAGAUUUUCCAAGAAGCCUCAGAAGGAACUCAAUAUGCAAAUGCUCGUAUAUCUCAUAGCCCCUCAGCCAGUCUCUCCGUGGUAAAUGACUGUGUGAGGAGGGAACAAACCAUAGUGCUUUUGUCCAGCAAGCUCUCACCAGCUGAACGGCAUCAACUGGUCAAACUGGGACAGCUACUGGGAGGGAGGAUGGCUGACACAUUUUCUGGCUCAGUGAGUCACAUUGUGGUACCGGAAGGGCAAAUGCCCACCACCUACUCCACCCUCAUGGGUCUUCUUGCUGGCUGCUGGAUUGUUAGAUACAAAUGGGUGGAGGCAUGUCUCCAGGCGGGGAAGUGGGUGCCUGAAGCUGAGCAUGAAGCAGGAGAAGGCCCCCAGCGAAGUCGCAUCAACAGAUGCAGCUUGCUUCCACCACUGUUCGAUGGAUGUUUCUUCUUCCUUCUUGGCUCUUUUAAGACGCCUACCAAAGAUGAGCUCACAAAACUACUCCGGGAGGGAGGAGCUCAGCUACUGAACCGGCAACCCAAGCCAGACAGUGAUGUGACUCAAACUGUGAAUGCCACAGCCUAUCAUGCCCUGCCAGGGUCCGACCAGGCCCUUUGCACACAUUACAUCAUCUAUGACCCUCAAGCCCCUCACAAGCCGUCAGUAGUGAGACGAGGCAAGGUGUGGUCAGCUCCCACCACCUGGGUCAUCAAAUGCAUCACUGCCUUCAGCCUCCUCCCUGUACCAGACCCUGAACUAUUGGUCUAAAUUUGUUAAAUAAUUAUGUUUGCACUAAACAACUUACCCAUAAGUAUGGCCAUAAUGUGUAUGUAUGUCUUGUUGUUGUUGUUGUUGUUUAAUCUAUGCAGAUUUAGUGGACAUAGUGAGUCAUAUACAGAAUAAUAAAACAAUAAUGUUGCUAAUUUUAAUGGUCCAUACUUACAAUGUAAAAAUAAAGUACAAAUCUGUCUAGAGAUAGAUGGAUAGAUAUAGAUUGUUUUUUCACAAGUCUGAGAAUCUGACUUAUAUACAGUAUGAUUGAACUUUACAAUAGAAGAUUUGACACUAAUUGAUGCAAAAAAGUGAGGAAACAAAGUUGUGUUGCACACAAAUAAAAAUGAAAAAUAAAAAGGGAGGGAAAGAGGUUAUAUUAGAAAACAUGGACAUAGCCAUUUUAACAUAACUGUUUUUCUUUGUUUGCUUUUUGAUGUAAUUAACAGUUAUUGCUGGUUAUAAUGCUGUAUUUAAAAAAAAAAAAAAACU
Molecule: messenger RNA, 3053 nt
Organism: Pundamilia nyererei
Lineage: Eukaryota; Metazoa; Chordata; Actinopteri; Cichliformes; Cichlidae
Gene: bard1
Product: BRCA1 associated RING domain 1
Exons: 11
Coding region: 117-2558 (813 amino acids)
Biological process (GO): protein K6-linked ubiquitination
Cellular component (GO): BRCA1-A complex; BRCA1-BARD1 complex
Molecular function (GO): ubiquitin-protein transferase activity; protein binding
Source: RefSeq, a predicted model, not a curated record